UCAUGCAAAAAUUGACUAUGGCGCAAAAGGACGCCGGCGCAGCGGCGAGCGGCGGCCGCACGGGCAAGCCGCACGCGGUGGUGGUGGUGUACCCGAUGCAGGGCCACAUCGUCCCCGAGACGCACCUCGCGCUGCGGCUGGCGGCGCGGGGCUUCGCCGUGACGGUGGUCACCACGGAGGCCGUGCACGACCAGACGGCGCGCGCCCUCGGCGUCGACCCGGCCGGGCACGACGCCUUCGCCGGCGCGCGCGCGGCGGGGAUGGACGUGCGCUGCGAGCUCGUCAGCGACGGCCUCCCGUUGGGGUUCGACCGGUCGCUGCACCACGACGAGUUCCACGGCUCGCUGCUCCACGCGCUCCCCGGCCACGUCGAGGAGCUGCUCGGCCGCGUCGUCGUCGACCCGGCCGCCACGUGCCUCGUCGCCGACACCUUCUUCUCGUGGCCGGCCACCCUGGCCAGGAAGCUCGGCGUCCCGUACGUGUCCUUCUGGACGGAGCCCGCGCUCAUCUUCAACCUCUACUACCACGUCCACCUGCUCACCGAGCACGGCCACUUCGGAUGCAACGAGCCUCGGAAGGACACGAUCACUUACAUCCCGGGGGUGCCGGCGAUCGAGCCGCACGAGCUCACGUCGUACCUGCAGGAGACGAACGCCACCAGCGUGGUGCACCGCAUCAUCUUCAAGGCGUUCGAGCAGGCGCGCGGCGCCGACUACGUCCUGUGCAACACCGUGGAGGAGCUGGAGCCGUCCACCAUCGCCGCGCUCCGCGCCGAGAAGCCCUUCUACGCCGUGGGCCCCAUCCUCCCCGCCGGCUUCGCCCGCAGCGCCGUCGCCACCUCCAUGUGGGCCGAGUCCGACUGCUCCCGCUGGCUGGACGCGCAGCCGGCGGGGUCCGUGCUCUACAUCUCCUUCGGCAGCUACGCGCACGUCACCAGGCAGGAGCUGCGCGAGAUCGCCGGGGGAGUCCUGGCCAGCGGCGCGAGGUUCCUGUGGGUGAUGCGGCCGGGCAUCGUGAGCUCCGACGACCCGGACCCGCUGCCUGAGGGGUUCGCGGCGGCGUCCGCCGGGCGCGGGCUGGUGGUGCCGUGGUGCUGCCAGGUGGAGGUGCUCUCCCACGCCGCGGUGGGUGGAUUCCUGACGCACUGCGGGUGGAACUCCGUGCUGGAGAGCGUGUGGGCGGGAGUGCCCAUGCUGUGCUUCCCUCUGCUCACUGACCAGAUCACCAACCGGCGGCUCGUCGUGCGGGAGUGGCGCGUAGGCGUGACCAUCGGGGAUCGUGGCGCGGUGUUCGCCGACGAGGUGAAGGCGAGGAUCGAGCGCGUGAUGUCUGGGAAAGAGGGGGAGGAGCUCCGGGAGGCGGUGAAGAAUGUGAGGACGACGCUCGAGGUGGCCGCGGCGCACGGCGGGUCGUCGCAGCGGAGCUUCGAUGAGUUCGUCGACGAGCUAACGCGGCGUUGCGGCGGAUGUUAAGCUGCGCCGACUGAUCGGCCUGAAGCGCCACCCACCCGCCGUUGGAGAAGGAAUGCAUUUCAGUUCAUAGGAUUUUUCUGUCUUUGUAUGUCUUUGUACUCUGUCAUGUGUAGUGUGUACCUAAUUGCCAUCAAAAGUCAGAUUUUUCUGUCUAUAUCAAACGCAUAACCUUGCCCAGCAAGGCUAACACGUUAUCAACACGAUCCUCUCAAGACCGUCAUG
Molecule: messenger RNA, 1694 nt
Organism: Triticum dicoccoides
Lineage: Eukaryota; Viridiplantae; Streptophyta; Magnoliopsida; Poales; Poaceae
Product: UDP-glycosyltransferase 86A2-like
Exons: 2
Coding region: 3-1472 (489 amino acids)
Molecular function (GO): quercetin 3-O-glucosyltransferase activity; quercetin 7-O-glucosyltransferase activity
Source: RefSeq, a predicted model, not a curated record